This is a messenger RNA of Oppia nitens, 930 nucleotides long. Its product is annotated as vitellogenic carboxypeptidase-like. The transcript is spliced from 3 exons. The record is from RefSeq and is a predicted model, not a curated record. Lineage: Eukaryota; Metazoa; Arthropoda; Arachnida; Sarcoptiformes; Oppiidae. Bases 1 to 930 code for a protein of 309 amino acids. Gene Ontology annotation, biological process: proteolysis. Gene Ontology annotation, molecular function: serine-type carboxypeptidase activity.
AUGAUUUCAGCAAAUAUCUAUACCUUAUUACUAAUUUCUAUAUAUGUUUCUACAAUAUAUUGUGAAAAACAGCUAUUAUUGACACCAUAUAUCAAAUCGGGUGACAUAGCAAAGGCCCGAUCACUGAGUCGGGUGACAGCACUGCCCAAUGCAACCAAUGUUGAGUCAUAUACUGGGUUUAUAACCGUCGACGAGAAAUACAAUAGUAAUACGUUUUUCUGGUUUAUACCCGCUUUUAAAAAUCCCAAAACUGCACCGUUAUUAGUAUAUACCGAGGGUGGACCGGGAGGAUCAUCAAUAAUGUCAAUGUUUAUGUUCGGAUCUUUUAAUUUAAAUGAUAAAUUAAAUGUCACAAUAAAUCCAUUUGCAUUGAAUCAAGAGUUUUCAAUUAUAUAUGUGGAUAAUCCCGUGGGAACAGGAUUUAGUUAUACCGAUAAUCCCAAUGGCUAUUCUACAGAUCAGAAAAAUGUUUCCAAAAAUUUAUAUGAGUUUCUACAACAGUUUUACACUGUAUUUGAUGACUACCGGAGCAAUGAUUUAUAUUUAGGCGGAUUGUCUUAUGCGGGAAAAUUUGUGCCAUCAUUUGGUCACUACUUAAUAAAAAUGUCACACAUUUCUAGAGUUAAUUUCAAAGGUAUACUCAUUGGCAAUGGUUUGACUGAUCCAAUCAAUCAACUGACAUACGAUAAGACACUAUUGAAUUUGGGAUUAAUAGAUGAAAAUGAAGACAAAGAAAUGCAAAAUAUUCAAAAUAAUUUUAAAGGUUUUGCAAAAUCCAAAGAUUAUCGCAAAGCAACGGAAGUGUUUCUAAAGCUAUUUACUACCGGUUAUCUAACCAACAUAACUGGUUAUCUGGGUUUUCACGAUAUUGAUAAUAGUGGUAACAAAUUAGAGUCAUUGAAAUAUGUCGACCAAUAUGUUAUUAUAUGA